GGCAGCCCGGGCGCCGCCCGCUCGGCCCGGCGAGGACAAAGGCGCGGCUGGGGACGAGGAGGAGGGGGCCUGUUAUUUUGCAGGCUCGCGGGGGAGGCCCCCCCGGCCGGUCUGCCUCCGCCUCCCCCGGCUGGACCCUCCGAGGCCCCGGCCGGCCAGGCGGCCACCCCGGCUGUGAUUUGGGGACGCUGAGGGAGGGGGCCUGGGGUGCUGGGCGCCGGAUACUGUUGAUUCGGGCCCGCGUAGGUUUCAUCGGACAAUCACCGGCGCCCCCUGCUCUCCCGGCCCCGGCGCCCGGACCUGGGGGUUCGCAAGGCUGCGCCCACUCGUUGGAUGGCGGGCGUUUGGGGGUCCUAAGCAAGAGUGAGCCAUGGAGCUACGUGUGGGGAACAAGUACCGCCUGGGACGGAAGAUCGGGAGCGGGUCCUUCGGAGAUAUCUACCUGGGUGCCAACAUCGCCUCUGGUGAGGAAGUCGCCAUCAAGCUGGAGUGUGUGAAGACAAAGCACCCCCAGCUGCACAUCGAGAGCAAGUUCUACAAGAUGAUGCAGGGCGGCGUGGGGAUCCCGUCCAUCAAGUGGUGCGGAGCUGAGGGCGACUACAAUGUGAUGGUCAUGGAGCUGCUGGGGCCCAGCCUCGAGGACCUGUUCAACUUCUGCUCCCGCAAGUUCAGCCUCAAGACGGUGCUGCUCCUGGCCGACCAGAUGAUCAGCCGCAUCGAGUAUAUCCACUCCAAGAACUUUAUCCACCGGGACGUCAAGCCCGACAACUUCCUCAUGGGGCUGGGGAAGAAGGGCAACCUGGUCUACAUCAUCGACUUCGGCCUGGCCAAGAAGUACCGGGACGCCCGCACCCACCAGCACAUUCCCUACCGGGAAAACAAGAACCUGACCGGCACGGCCCGCUAUGCUUCCAUCAACACGCACCUGGGCAUUGAGCAAAGCCGUCGAGAUGACCUGGAGAGCCUGGGCUACGUGCUCAUGUACUUCAACCUGGGCUCCCUGCCCUGGCAGGGGCUCAAAGCAGCCACCAAGCGCCAGAAGUAUGAGCGGAUCAGCGAGAAGAAGAUGUCAACGCCCAUCGAGGUCCUUUGCAAAGGCUAUCCCUCUGAAUUCUCAACAUACCUCAACUUCUGCCGCUCCCUGCGGUUUGAUGACAAGCCCGACUACUCUUACCUACGUCAGCUCUUCCGCAACCUCUUCCACCGGCAGGGCUUCUCCUAUGACUACGUCUUCGACUGGAACAUGCUGAAAUUCGGUGCAGCCCGGAACCCCGAGGACGUGGACCGGGAGCGGCGAGAGCACGAGCGCGAGGAGAGGAUGGGGCAGCUACGGGGGUCCGCGACCCGAGCCCUGCCCCCUGGCCCACCCACAGGGGCCACUGCCAACCGGCUCCGCAGUGCCGCCGAGCCCGUGGCUUCCACGCCAGCCUCCCGCAUCCAGCCGGCUGGCAAUACUUCUCCCAGAGCGAUCUCGCGGGUCGACCGGGAGAGGAAGGUGAGUAUGAGGCUGCACAGGGGCGCGCCUGCCAAUGUCUCCUCCUCAGACCUCACUGGGCGGCAAGAGGUCUCCCGGAUCCCAGCCUCACAGACAAGUGUGCCAUUUGACCAUCUCGGGAAGUGAGGAGAGCGCCCAUUGGACCAGUGUUUGCUUAGUGUCUUCACUGUAUUUUCUUUAAAAAAAAAACAAAAAAACAAAAAAAGAUGGCAAAAAUAAACCACUCAAAAGAACAACAAAAAAACCCAGCACAAAACCGACGAUGGAGUUUGUUUCUUUGAUUUCUUUGCCAAUGGCAAGAAGAUGAAAUGCCCUCAGCACUGAGGAUUCUUGCCCCCUUGUGGUGCCCGCUGCCCCCAACCUUCAGGCUGCCAGAUGCUCCCCUGACAACACCAGGCUGCAGGAGCCAGACGCCAGGGCCUGCCCGACCUCCUGUUCCUGCCCCCACCCACCACCUGCCUGGAGAGGAACGGGUUGGGUCCGUGUCGGAGAAGUGACAGGUCCCAGAGCCAAAGCCGGCUCUCGAGCGUCAUCAGGGAGUGGUGUAGUCAGUUGAAGGCAGUUCCCAGCGAGUUUCCCGAGCCUCAGAAUCCAGGAGAUACGCACAGCCCCACCCACUCUGAGAUGACAGUGGCCGACUUCCUGUGCUGGGCUUUUCCAGUGUCCCCCUGGCCUCCAGGCUCCUCCUCUGCCUCUCCAUGGAGUGGGUGGGGAGGUGGUGGGGGCCGGCAUUCCCUGCGUGUGUGUGUGGAUGUAUUGACCUGUGUUUCCCAAGACAGCAGGUGCCACGGCCCUCCCCGCCUGCCAGCCCGAAUUCCCGUUCUCCUGUGUCUACUAACAAGGACAUGGGGGUAGGCGGUGACCUCUGCAUCCCUCAGAGCUCAGAGGGUCCUCGCUGCCACCAAUCCCCCCCAGCCCGUCAUCAGCCGGUGGCAGCUUCAUCUUCCAUUCCUGGUUUUAGGGCAGAAUCCAUGGAGACUGCUUCCAGAAGGCAUCUGGCUCUGAGUUAUAAAUUACUUCCCUGGUUCUGACAGUCACCUGGGGUCCCCCCUCUCCCUGGAUUCCACCUUUCUGAGGAGGAGCCUGGGGUCCAGGCUGGGUUUUGGAUUAACCCAUCCUUCCUAGUUAACACCUUUUUGUUUUUAUUUUAUUUUAUUUUUGUUUGUUUUCUCCGUGUGUGUGUUUUCCUAAUUUAUUUACCUCUUUUUCCCCUUUUUCCUUUUUUUUUUUUUUAAUUAAAGAGCAAAGCUUUUUAUUACUUUGUAAUUUAAAAAACUGAAAAAAAAAAUACUGAAGAACUUUGGGGGGAAUUUUGUACUUUUUUCCUGUGUAAAUAUUGGACUUUUUUGAGCUUUAUUGUGGUUGUUAAUUUGAAGUAAUAAAGUAGAAAAGAUAAAGUGA
Symphalangus syndactylus (siamang) is the source of this 2896-nucleotide messenger RNA. It is a transcript of the gene CSNK1E, whose product is annotated as casein kinase 1 epsilon. Gene Ontology annotation, biological process: protein phosphorylation. NCBI's taxonomy places the organism in Eukaryota, Metazoa, Chordata, Mammalia, Primates, Hylobatidae. Gene Ontology annotation, molecular function: ATP binding; protein kinase activity. The record is from RefSeq and is a predicted model, not a curated record.